This is a messenger RNA of Malassezia sympodialis ATCC 42132, 1494 nucleotides long. It is a transcript of the gene TRP2, whose product is annotated as anthranilate synthase TRP2. The record is from RefSeq and is a predicted model, not a curated record. Gene Ontology annotation, molecular function: anthranilate synthase activity. Gene Ontology annotation, biological process: L-tryptophan biosynthetic process. NCBI's taxonomy places the organism in Eukaryota, Fungi, Basidiomycota, Malasseziomycetes, Malasseziales, Malasseziaceae.
AUGCCGUGGGAGCCGCCAGUGGCGCCGUCGCGCGAAGAGGUGCGUGCUGCGCUGUGCGGGGGGCGUGGAAACAUCAUCCCGGUGUAUGCCAAGGUGCCGGCGGAUCUGCUGACGCCGGUCAUGGCGUACCUGCGCCUGUCGAACGGCGCGCGGCUCGGCGAAGAGAGCUUCCUGCUGGAGAGCGUGAACACGGGCGAGCGUGUUGGCCGCUACAGCUUCCUGGGCACGAAGCCGAUCGACGUGCUGCGCACCGGCCCGGGGUGCGCGCUCGAGGGCGAUCCGCUGCGGCACCUCGAGGCGCGCAUGGCCGGCUUCGAGUAUGUGCGGCUGCCUGAGCUGGACAUGUUCACCGGCGGCGCGGUGGGCUACAUGGCGUUCGACUGCAUCCAGCACUUUGAGCCCAAGACGAAGCGUGCGCUGCGCGAUCCGUUCGGCAUUCCGGAGAGCGUCCUGCUGCUGUGCGACACGGCCGUGAUCUUUGACCACGUGUACCAAACGGUGUACUGCGUGGCGCAUGUGCACCGGCGCACGCCGGACGCCGACGUAGAUGCGCUGUACGAUGCGGCGGUGCGCUCAGUGCACGCGCUCGUGCGUGCGAUCCAGGCGGACGCCACGCCGCUGCCCCAGCAGGGCGAGAUCCGCGCGGGCGCCGAGGCCACGAGCAAUGUGGGCCAGGCCGGCUACGAGCGCUUUGUGACGACGCUGCGCGAGCACAUCCUGCGCGGCGACAUCUUCCAGGCCGUGCCGUCGCAGCGGCUGGCGCGUCCGACGCAGCUGCACCCGUUCAAUGUAUACCGGCACCUGCGGCGGAUCAACCCGAGCCCGUACAUGUUCUAUGUCGACUGCGGCGAUGCGCAGCUCGUCGGCGCGUCUCCCGAGACGCUGUGCCGCGUGCACCGCGGCGAGGUGGCGGUGCAUGCGAUCGCCGGCACGGUGCGCCGUGGCAAGACGCCGCAGGAAGACGAGGUCCUGGCGCAGCAGCUGCUUGACUCCGACAAGGACCGUGCGGAGCACAUCAUGCUGGUGGACCUCGCGCGCAACGACAUCAGCCGCGUGUGUGAUCCGGUGACGACGCGCGUCGAGUCGCUGAUGAACGUCGAAAAGUUCAGCCACGUCAUCCAUCUGACCUCGCGCGUCACAGGGCGCCUGCGUGCCGACCGCUCCAAGCUGGACGCGCUGCGCUCGAUCUUCCCUGCGGGCACAGUGAGCGGCGCGCCCAAGGUCCGCGCGAUCGAGCUGGUCACGGAGCUCGAGCAGGAGCGCCGCGGCGUGUAUGCGGGCGCCGUCGGCCGCAUUGACUUUUGCCGUGACGAGCUGGACGUGUGCAUUGCGAUCCGUACGAUGACCUUCAAGGACGGUGUGGCGUACCUGCAGGCGGGCGGCGGCAUUGUGUACGACAGUGUCGAGGAGGAUGAGUAUAUCGAGACGAUGAACAAGCUCGGCAGCAACCUGCGGUGCCUCGCCGAGGCCGAGCAGGCGUAUGCCGGGCGCUAG